This is a messenger RNA of Colias croceus (clouded yellow), 605 nucleotides long. RefSeq names its product cuticle protein 19-like. Bases 123 to 479 code for a protein of 118 amino acids. Gene Ontology annotation, cellular component: extracellular matrix. The transcript has 4 exons. Lineage: Eukaryota; Metazoa; Arthropoda; Insecta; Lepidoptera; Pieridae. The record is from RefSeq and is a predicted model, not a curated record.
AUAAUUUGAGUGAAAUCCUUAUGACCUAUGUCUGUUAUCAUAUAUAAUGACACAUUGAUCUCAACUCAUCAGUUCACUUGGAAUUUUUAGAACAUCAACCAAACAAAACUUUAGUGUUCAAAAUGUUUAUUAAGCUGGCGUGUCUUGCUAUCGUCGUUGCUGCAGUGGCAGCGGAACACGGAGAAGCAUUUUCAUCACAACAUGUCACUAAGUUCGAAGGUGUGCCAGAGGUCCGGGAAGAGCGCAUUGAAUACAACACAUAUCCAAAAUACGAGUUCGAGUACAAAGUAGACGACCCGGACACGGGCGACAUCAAGUCCCAGCAUGAGACCCGGGAUGGGGGUGAAGUCAAGGGUGUCUACUCCCUGCGACAGCCUGAUGGUCAUGAAAGAACUGUACACUACCGCGCUGAUGACCAUAAUGGAUUCCGCGCAGACAUUAAAUACGAAAUUCAUCACACGAAACAAGAAAGAGAUUGAAGAAAUUAACGUAUUGAAUAAUUAGUUUAUUACCUACAUACACUAUUGUUAUUGCUGAAUUUCUUGGGAACAGAAAUAAUGUAAACAUAGCACAAGGCAUACUGCAUAAAUAAAAUUGCAAACCAA